AGAGCGCGCGAAGCUUUUUUCACUGGAUUGUUCUUUGCGUAGCGAGAAUGUUGUGUUGAUUUACUUACUUGAUUUACUUUACUUAUUAUUCUGGUUUGAGAAUUUAUUAUUAUGGCUGCCGAUUGUCAAAGAAUUAGGCAUUGCUGGACAUACAAAGAGGAGUGUGAUUUGAUAGACAUAUGGAGAGAGCCAGAGAUUUCUGAAAAACUUGAAGACAAGCUAGGGCCUAGGCCCUAUCCUAUGCCGGCAAAAGGCCAUAAUACACGAAAAGAUGGCCGUGAGGAUGAGAGACCUCGGGUACACCCAAAUCACGGCAGCAAUUAUAGUUUCCAAACUAAAAAAUCUAAGGACCGAGCACAAAACAGUACGAGACAUCUUCAUUCGCGGGACGGGCAAAGUCUCUGAAAAUGUAAAACGGGACGAUCCGAAGGCUUCGUGCCCACACUACCAUAAUGAAAUUCUAGGUGGUAAACCAUCUGUAAACCCGCCGCCUGGGCUGCUGGGCCAAAGUUCCCAACCACCGCGACCAACAAAAACAACCAAGAGUCAGUUGAAAGGUGUACCAAUUUGUGUUGUAUGUGGCAAGGAGUGUGGCAGCUACAAGUGUAGGGUUUGUCUAAAACCAACACACAUCAUCUCGCCAUGUGUUGGACAAGCGAGCAGCGAGAAUGAAGAGGGAUUUGGGUCAGCUGUGACUUGCGAACUAUGCUUGGAUAUAACCAACGUGCCUGACGUGUCAGAUGAUGAUGAAGAUGACUUGCCAGACCUAUUUUCAGUGCCACCUAAAUAAAGAGGGAAAAUUUUGGGAUGGGAAGAUGAAUAUGACGACACUCCUUCUCCGAGACCUUCAAGCAGAUUGUCAAGCUCCAGUUCUUCCUCACCUGUGGAUGACACUCAUGCCCUCAUGCCAAUCUCAAAGCCAUCGGUACAGCCAUUAAGACGCCGUCAACCUAACACUAUUUCCUCUACACCAUCAAUCUCAUCAACUGGAGAAGCGUCACCAAGCCUAACAACAUCACAAGAAACUCCUUCCAAUUAAGGGUUGUAGGCCUGGAAGUGUUGAUGAAACUCCAGAAGGAAAAACAAAAAAAGAUAGGACAGUGGAAGCUGUUACAAAGAGCCUGAAAGAAAUGCAGGAGUACAAUUUUAGGAGAUGGAAAA
Anneissia japonica is the source of this 1161-nucleotide messenger RNA. RefSeq lists its product as uncharacterized. NCBI's taxonomy places the organism in Eukaryota, Metazoa, Echinodermata, Crinoidea, Comatulida, Comatulidae. The coding region runs from base 272 to 790 and encodes 172 amino acids. The record is from RefSeq and is a predicted model, not a curated record. The transcript is spliced from 6 exons.